CCCAUGCCAUACCCGCAUCCCGCAUAUUUCACGCCGCACCCAUACUACCGCCUGCCGACCGUCCCCCCUCCUCCCCCUAGCGGCGCUGUUGGAUCCGUGCCUGGAACCCCAAGUGCCGCGGGCGUCCCGGUGCAAGCGCCGGCCCCACUCAUGCCCCACGGCUCGUCAGCUUCGCAGCCUACUAGCAGCGGAGACGGGCAUAUCCCGUCUUCGCCCACGCGCACGGGCACCCCGUCGCUCUCGCGCAACUCGUCGAAUGACUCGUCGCCGUCGGGCUCUUCAUCUGAUGGGGGCGCUGCCGGGUCUCACGGGGUCGGCAUAGGCGCCGGUGUUGGCGUCAGCGUCGGUGUAGGCGCAGGCGACGGAGACGGCGGCAUCGGAAGCGAGGGCGGGCUCAUGAUCGACCCGUCGCUCGGCGUAGAUGUCGACGAUACGAUGAAGAUGUCCGAUGAGGAGGCGGCGGCGGCAGCGGCCGUGCACGCCGUUCUCCGGUCGUCUGCCUCCUCGCACUCGCACGACUCUGCGUCGCUCUCGCUCUCGCCCGGCGGGAAGCAUGUGGACGAUGCGAACGACGCGGGGUCGAGCAGCAUGUUCCAGUCCUCGCUGUCGCCGUGUUCCGAGUCGAAGCCGGGCUCGCUGCCCCCGGCGUCGUCGAGCAUGCACAGUGUGCAUGGGCACGGGCACGGGCACGGGCAUGUACCGCAGUACGAGUACGAGGAGCCGGACGCGCAUCUGGAGCCGAAGCCGCUCGUCAGGCCCGAGCCGAUGGAGCAGAUGCUGACCGAGGACGGCGAGCCGAUGUUGAAUCCUGCUGAGCUGCUGACUUCUGAAUCGCUGGCCUCGCCCCCGCCUUCAUAGUGACUACCGAAGACCGUCGAAUCUGUUGAACGAACAACCACAAUCGCCUUGAUGACCCUGCUUGUCCCCGGUCAACCUCAAUGCCGAUGCCCUUGUAUGCUGUACUACGGACCAACCCGCUCUCGCUUUCCCCCUUGCCUGCUCGCUUUCUUCCUCCAGCUCUCCCUUUUUGUCUUCACCAUCGUCCUCGUCCUCGUCUUUUACCGUACUGUAUAUCUUGCCUAUUCGUCCACCAGCGGCAGCGGCAGAUUUAGCCUGCCCCCUCUCUCAACCACAACCCUCCUCUCUCGACAUUGGGAACAAACCACGUUAUCGAACAGCAUCGCAAUAAUGAGAUCGUCACUUUUACUCGCAAUCACUUGCCCUCGUACGCUAUCACACCGCAAUAUGUCGCUCGUCAGCAGACUGCGACGGAGUGAACACCCUGAACGCAGCACGUCAACGUGACAAGCACAGGCAGGGCCGGUGAUUGCGCUGUAACCAUGUAUCACGUAGGUUGGACUCU
This is a messenger RNA of Coniophora puteana RWD-64-598 SS2, 1363 nucleotides long. RefSeq lists its product as uncharacterized. NCBI's taxonomy places the organism in Eukaryota, Fungi, Basidiomycota, Agaricomycetes, Boletales, Coniophoraceae. Bases 4 to 858 code for a protein of 284 amino acids. The record is from RefSeq and is a predicted model, not a curated record. The transcript has 3 exons.